AUGUCAUUUCGAACACCCCUCCUUAGAACAGCCUGCGCUAGGAGAGCAGGCCAAUCGGUCCAACUCAGAAGUCAAGUGGUGAGAAGGAGAUUCGCAUCGGGUGGCCCAGAGGUAUCCCCUCCUCCACCUCCACGAUCAUCCUCUGUACCAUACCUCCUCGCCGGUGUGGGUCUCGCCGCGGCAGGUGCAGCCUACCUGUUCUACGGGACUGACGGUACACCUAGAGAAACUGCCAAAGAACUUGAAUCAACAGCUAGAGGAGCUGCUGCUGCCGCCGAGGGUAAAUUGGGUUUGAGACAUAGUCAAAAGGAUUAUCAAAAGGUUUAUGAUAGGAUUGCGGAGACUUUGGAUAAAGAGGGUUAUGAUGACGGAUCCCUCGCUCCUGUUCUGAUCAGAUUAGCAUGGCAUUCAUCGGGAACAUACAACAAGGAGGACAAUACCGGUGGAUCCAACUAUGCCACUAUGAGAUUCAAACCUGAAGCUGAACACGGAGCCAACAACGGAUUGGGCGUUGCAAGAGAUCACAUGCAAAAGAUCAAAGAUGAAUUCCCAUGGAUAUCCUACGGUGAUCUAUGGACUCUCGGAGGAGUAGCUGCCGUUCAAGAAUCAGGUGGUCCCACCAUUCCUUGGAGACCUGGUAGAAUCGAUGGUUUCGAACAUAAUGUAACCCCCGAUGGUCGAUUACCUGAUGCUGCUCAGGCUCAAGAUCAUUUGAGGUUCAUUUUCUACAGAAUGGGCUUUAACGAUCAGGAGAUAGUCGCUCUUUCGGGUGCUCAUGCCAUGGGUAGAUGUCACACUGACCGAUCCGGUUUCGAAGGUCCAUGGACUUUCUCACCUGUCACCUUCUCAAACCAAUACUUCACUUUACUCGAAGAUGAACCUUGGCAAUGGAGAAAAUGGAAAGGUCCAGCUCAAUAUGAAGACAAGAAGACCAAAUCACUCAUGAUGCUUCCCACCGACAUGGCCCUCGUCAAGGACAAGUCAUUCAAGAAAUUUGUGGACAUCUAUGCCAGAGAUGAAGAUGCUUUCUUCAAGGACUUCUCCAAAGCUUUCGCUAAGCUCCUCGAACUUGGUGUUCCUACCGCUCAAUUCGCUGGUGAACCUUGGAAGAUGGGUAGCGAAUAA
Messenger RNA from Kwoniella botswanensis, 1125 nucleotides. Its product is annotated as cytochrome c peroxidase, mitochondrial. The record is from RefSeq and is a predicted model, not a curated record. Gene Ontology annotation, biological process: cellular response to oxidative stress; response to reactive oxygen species; hydrogen peroxide catabolic process. The transcript has 9 exons. Gene Ontology annotation, molecular function: peroxidase activity; heme binding. NCBI's taxonomy places the organism in Eukaryota, Fungi, Basidiomycota, Tremellomycetes, Tremellales, Cryptococcaceae. Bases 1 to 1125 code for a protein of 374 amino acids.